AUGGCUUGGAUAACUGAUGCUGCCGUUUCGCAGUUCCCAUUGGCCACGGUCCUGAAGCAGCAGGGAGCUCUUCCCACAUCCAACAUGUUUACCGCUCUCCCCGAAAACCGAGUGCUUCGCAUCUUUCAGCUCAAUGCACUGACGACACAGGAGGAGGUUGUAGAGAUCCUUCGUGGUUAUCUGUUAGACAUAUUCAACAUAGGAGCUCUUCAAUCAUACCGUUAUGUUUACCAGGACGAGUUUAGCUUUCUUCUCGACGUCAUUCUCUUUUUCGGGUCGACUUGGAGGUGCGGUCAGUCCGUGGGAGAUCGUAUGCAGAACCUUGUUUUACGCAAUGAGAUCAAAGCACUGGAAUCUGGGCAGAGCGACGCUGUACAGCUGGUCCAUUCACUCGUGCCAAGCCGCGCUCGUCUUCUUUUGUAUGGGGUACUUAAUCUCUUCGUACCUUAUUUAUUCCGAAAACUGCAGCGGCGGACCUUGGAGGAAGGUUGGGAGGACGGGGGCGCAGGCGUUGUUAAGCGUAAAUUGGCCAAACUACUGAAGGCUGUAUCCGUUUCGUGGAUGAUCAUCUCCCUGCUACACACCCUGCACUUCCUUGCUACAGCGCAGUAUCGCACGCCUGUGGAGAGAAUGCUUUCACUUCGGCUAGUAUACGGUAGCCAGGAUACUCGGAGGUUUACGAACCUUAUCUACUUGAACCAACACAUAUUUUGGCAGAUAUGGAGUUCUUUCAUAAGUGUGCUCAAUAUCGGCCGAUACACCUCAAGAGUAACUCGGUUUCUGCAAGCUUUCACAGCGAAGCCGGGAAAUCCCUCUUUGACCGAUAAUGCAUGUUCUGCAUGCCACAAUAAGCCAACACUCCCACAACGAUCAAACUGCGGGCACUUGUAUUGCUAUUACUGCAUCAAGAGUCGCCUGUUAGGUCCUGGCUCCGCAAAGUCGUUUAGAUGCUUGCGUUGCGGAACGGUUGUAAGCACAACCACCCCAUGGGCACAGUGA
Molecule: messenger RNA, 999 nt
Organism: Trypanosoma brucei brucei TREU927
Lineage: Eukaryota; Euglenozoa; Kinetoplastea; Trypanosomatida; Trypanosomatidae
Product: peroxin-2
Exons: 1
Coding region: 1-999 (332 amino acids)
Biological process (GO): protein import into peroxisome matrix
Cellular component (GO): peroxisomal membrane
Molecular function (GO): zinc ion binding
Source: RefSeq, a predicted model, not a curated record